This is a messenger RNA of Dentiscutata erythropus, 206 nucleotides long. Lineage: Eukaryota; Fungi; Glomeromycota; Glomeromycetes; Diversisporales; Gigasporaceae. The record is from the annotation of a GenBank genome assembly.
AUAUUGAAUUGUUCUCUGAGGUUAAUGACAAAGAAGAUUUUGAUAAUUUUGAUAAUUCAACUGAUUAUAUUGAUCCAGAAAUUGAACAUCAAGACUUAAAACUUGAAAAUUUUAUAAAUUUAAAUAAUACAGAACAAGAUGUUAAUAACUUUGAUGAAGACCAAUUUGGUGCGGAGGUUGAAGGGUUAAUAUAUAGUACACAAUAA